CUGCUGGACUGUACCACUCAGGGAGCGGUCCUCGGAGGACAUAAAGUCUACACUGACCCCCCACUCUCUUUUAGGAUGGGGCACUGAACCCACAAAGGCAAAGUGACUUGGCCCAGGAUUCUGAGACUUUCUUUAGAGGUGGUAGGUCCACAAUUCCAUUGCGGAGGUCGCAGAGAGCCCUGCCCCGAAGCUACUUUGUAUCAAGAGUAUCUCAUCUGUACUUUGGGCGAGUUUGCUCUCAGCGUCCGGGGAGCUGACAGAGGCUGGAGAUGAAUCCCAUCCCGGCUUCUGGGAGAUGUACCUCGCAAGAUGCAGGAACCAAGAGGAGCAGUGCGCUCCACGGACGCAGUCUUUGAUCUGCAAGGAGCUGAGAUACGAGAUCGCCAAGCUGGGCACUCGAUUGCAGCCUCCAGGAUCUCCUGUUUGGGCUCGCUGUGGGCCUGCUGCUGUGGGGCUGCCGCUGUGAGCACUUGGCUUACCACCCUUGCUGUGAUCCCUACAGGAGCUGGAGAGUCUUUUGAAGGAGCUUCCGCCAUACCUUCGCCAACUGUCUAGUGAUGAUGCCAAUGUGCUUGUGUGGCACAUGCUCCUGCUGCCAGACCAGCUUCCCUAUUGCCUCAAAGCCUUCCGUGUGCAGAUUGAUUUCCCCAGGGAGUAUCCACUUAAGCCUCCAACUUUGAGAUUCACCACCAAGAUCUACCACCCCAACGUCAGUGAGGAUGGACUGGUGUGCCUGCCCCUCAUCAGCAAUGAGAACUGGAAGCCUUACACCAAGGCCUAUCAAGUCUUGGAGGCCCUCAACGUGCUGGUGAGUAAACCGAAUCUGGAAGAGCCUGUGCGUCUGGAACUUGCUGACCUCCUGACUCAGAACCCGGAGAUGUUCAGGGAGAAGGCAGAAGAGUUCACCCUUCAAUUCGGAGUGGACCGGCCCUCUUAAAUCUGUUCUGAAGCCACUCUGCCUGGAUCUUCUGCUUAGCAGAUGGAUAUCACAGACUGGUGCCUGAGGCCUUGGGAAGCUCACCCUGUGUCUAAGUUUUCCUUUGUAGCUGCUAAUUAUGAAUCUUGUACCUGGUGUGUAUGUAUGUGAUGGAGGUAGCGGGACCUGUGUGAUGUGUGCUCCUUCCCUGAGCUGUCUGGCUGUCGAUGUACCAUCCCCACAUCCUCCUUGGCUUCAGAGCCAAUGGGAGUUAGGUACACACAGUUUCAGGCCUGCUUUCCAGCUCUCUGUCUUAGGCCACCUUUCAGGCCAAUUGACAGAACAUUGAAUGCCCCAGGGCCCAGGCACCAAGGGGUGAGAAAGGCAGGACUCUGCUCGGAAGGCAGGGCCUACAGAAGGUACCAAAUUUACUGUUGAGUGAUUGAGAUUAACCGCCCUUGUCAUAGCCAUGUCCAGAUUUAAGUGUUAAACAUCUUAUUUUCCGCUGAUGAAUCUCAAGAUAAAGAGUCUAACCUCCACCCAGAA
Molecule: messenger RNA, 1462 nt
Organism: Mus caroli (Ryukyu mouse)
Lineage: Eukaryota; Metazoa; Chordata; Mammalia; Rodentia; Muridae
Source: RefSeq, a predicted model, not a curated record